This is a messenger RNA of Cuculus canorus (common cuckoo), 3129 nucleotides long. It is a transcript of the gene ANKDD1A, whose product is annotated as ankyrin repeat and death domain containing 1A. Bases 787 to 2070 code for a protein of 427 amino acids. Gene Ontology annotation, molecular function: protein binding. The transcript is spliced from 13 exons. The record is from RefSeq and is a predicted model, not a curated record. Gene Ontology annotation, biological process: signal transduction. NCBI's taxonomy places the organism in Eukaryota, Metazoa, Chordata, Aves, Cuculiformes, Cuculidae.
UGCUUCCUUCAGAGAAGGAGUUCCACGAUGCCACAAAGCGUAAUGACACGGCCAGGAUGGAGGAGCUCAUCAGGAGAGGAGUCGACAUCAAAGCCAAAACCAAUACAGGACUGCCUUGCACUGGGCUGCAGGAGCAGGGAAUGUGGAUGCUGUGCGACUGCUCCUGGAUCAUGAUGUCCCAGUGGAUGAUGAAGACAGUGUACGAAGGCAAAUCUCCCUUGCAUGUCUACAAAUGUGUUCUGUGUUGGGAGAGCACCGGGGACUUCAUGUUAGCCCUUGGUGGGUGGCACUGGGGAUUGCAAUGCUUGGGAAGCUGUGGCCUCCCUGCUGAGGCAGGUGCAGUGUCUUUCUGGAGCAAGCUUUGUUUUUUCAUGUGUCUGUGCUCCAUCUUUUGGCCUUUUCUCGCAAGCCCCAACAGCAUCAUCCAGAAGAAGACAAGCUUCCCUGUGCUAUACAAAAAACCUUGCAGGUUCUACCAGUCUACUUCCCAGUCACUGUGCAUGCUAGGAAAACAGUGACAGCCAGCAAGUUCUCUCUUCCGCCAUAACAACCAGGCUAAUACACACCAUUGACUAGGAAGUGGCAAUCAAGAGGCAGAUCUCUUCUCAGCUGCUGUGACCAUCUGGGGCAGGAAUAAUAGCAACUGGAGAAACUGGGGCUAAAAAAAUCCCAGAGAAAUAUUUGGGAAACUUCAUGAAGCUGGAGGAACAGCUUCCUUCCAGGGUGGGGAUGGUGGUGACUGCAGUUUAGCUGUAAGCAUCUCUCUUCUCUUCCACUAAGUUUGGAAUGAAUGCGCUUCUCCUGUCUGCCUGGUUUGGCCACCUCCGUGUCCUGCAGAUCCUCGUCAACGCUGGGGCCAAGGUUAACUGUGUCAAUAAGAGUGGCAGAAACCUGCUCCACUGUGCUGCUCAGAGAGGACACAUUCAGGUGAUGGAGUUCAUCAUGGAGGACCUGGAGGACAUGUGUGUGGAUGAGACAGACAAGAUGGGCAGGACAGCAUUUCACCUGGCUGCAGAGUCUGGGUGGCUGGAGGUGGUGGAGUUCCUGAUUCGACUGGGUUCUUCUCACGGUGCCAAAGACAAGGAAGAAAAUACAGCGUUGCAUUUAGCUGCUAAAAAUGGACAUCCCUCUGUGCUGCAGAAGAUUAUAGAUGUUGGAGUGGACCUUGACGAAAAGAACUUAGAAGGACUCACGGCUCUGCACCUGGCUGCUGAGGGAGGUCACAGCGAUUGUGUGAAGCUGCUCUUGGAAGCAGGUGCUGAUGUCAAUGCCCAAACCCAGAAAAAGAUGAAUUGCCUUCAUUACGCAGCACUGCAUGGCUAUGAGGCAAUAGCCAGGAUCCUCAUGGAUGCGGGAAUCCACAUAAACGCUGUUAAUCAUCAAAAUGCAUCAGCCACACACAUUGCGGUACUGCAGAACUUCCCAGCCAUGGUGAAGCUCUUCAUCGAGGCAGAGUGUGACCUUGACAUUCCAGAUGAUAGGCAGCAGACCUCACUCCACAUCGCUGCAGAGCAUGGCAGGCAGGACAUCGCCGAGAUGAUUCUUAUUGCAGGAGUUAAUCUGAAGCUAACAGACAAGCAGGGGAAAACAUCUCUGGAUGUUGCUGCCCGAGGCAAUCACAUCAACCUAGCAGACAUGAUUAUCAAAGCCGAUCGGUUUUACAAAUGGGAAAAGGACAAUCUGAAUAGUGACUCUGACUCCUGGGUAGCAAAGCACUUGACUUUCAAGCAAGAUCACAGACUGGAAACACAGCACAUUCGCUCAGUGAUGUGGAGAUUAGCUACCAAGUACCUCAGACCUGGGGAAUGGAAGAAGCUGGCACAUUACUGGAAAUUCACUGACGCCCACAUUAGGGCCAUUGAGCAACAAUGGACAGGUACUAAAAGCUACAGGGAGCAUGGCCACAGAAUGUUGCUUAUCUGGCUCCAUGGCGUGAUCGUGGCAGGUGAAAAUCCCAUCAAGGGAUUGUAUGAAGGCCUUGUGGGGAUUGGAAGAAGAGAUUUAGCAGAAAGCAUUCGGAAAAAGGCAAACGCAGACCCUGCCUCUCCCCGAAGGUGCACAGCAAUGUAACAUCAGGGGGGCACCCACAGUUCCUCCAGCUGCCCCAUCCACAGCUCCGCUUCCAGCUGUGGGAGAAACUCCUGCUCUGUUGCUCAUUGGAGAGCAGCUGCAACUCAAGGGCUCCCUGUCAUAAACAGCUGCUACUCCCUGAGUGCUCUGAAAUGACAAAGGGUAUCAGAAAAUGACAAUGGUCUAAAAUGCCUAAAAAUUAGGCAGAAAGGAGAUUGCCAUCAGCUGUUAUGUACCAUCUGGGUACUGCAAGGAGGGUUCAGUAAGCAAGCCUCACUUGUACUGUGGAUGCUGGGAAACACUACACUGCUCAGCUAGAACUUGUUUACAUCAACAUUUAAUUGUCAUUUUUUUAAGUUAUUAAGAGGAAAAUAUUUGUUUUCAGGUGUUCUUUACUUAUGUGGUUUGGGGUGUCUAUCACUUGUAUCUUAUGUGUUAUGCGUUUAUAACUUCCCUAUUAGGGUGGGAACUUGAAAAGUCAAAGCUACCCCUGGGACUUUUAGAAUCUUAAGGUGUGUGAUCUUUAACAUUUUGACUCUCUACAAGGAAGUUCCAAGUGUGAUGUUAACAUACACAGUUUGUAACUGUACACUGACACAUAUACUGUUUGUAAGUCAAAUAGGGAUCUUCUUUAAUCCCUAGGUUUCAACUUGAAAAGUUUAAGAUGAAAAUGGCUCGGAAGCAUCCUUCUGAGUUAACAAGGAAGAUUCACAGCUCUGUUCUCACCUUAGGUGGAAAAACAGAAGAGUGAACUGGAUGAGAACACAGGCCUUCUACUGGUCUUAACCACAGCAUCAGUGCAGGUGUUCUGCUGCCUCUGUCCAGAGCUGCCUCAGUGGUUACAGCACAGCCUCAGCCCCGGACAGUUUGCCUAAAUAGCACCUUGUCAUGUAAUACCAUGUAUUUUUUAUGGUAUUCCAAGGGGAAAAUAACAUCUGUAUUUCAAGUUAUGUCUUAGUUAUUCCUUAUUAAAAUAAUACCAGAGAACUCUUACUUAAAGCUAAACAAGUGCAGCCCUGUAGUUCCAACUGCAGUGCUCAAGGUGGACUCCAGCAGAAG